AUGCAUACCUUUCGGAAAGACGUCUCUUCAUAUUUUGACCUUCCCAUCCAAAAGCGGACUCCUUCGUCAGAAGCGAGUACACCCCUCUCCCCCAGUGCUGGCGCUGGCAAUUUGCGUCCCAACUUCCCUCGACCACCACUGAUCCAGGAAGGCCAUCGGGCGCAGUCGGACUUUAGUGCUGCGCUGAAACGAAAUCGUGUUCAGGUUAUCGACGAACUUCUUCCAGCGGAAAUAGAGCCGCGUCCUGCGUCUGCUCCGCAGGCUGGAAACGACGAGUCUGAGACUUUUAAUGAAGGCAACGGCCAGAGUGGGACUGAGAGUUAUGUGGAAUUCGAGCUUCAGACUCGCCGAAGAGGCCCGCAUUCAGCAUCUGGUGCUUCAUCUUCAGAUGCCGGCUUCCAGAAUACAAAAGAGAGCCGUUCAAUUUCCCUACGACGGCCACGCUGGAUAAGGACACCCUCAGGUAGCGCUUGGCUUCACUUGAAGAAGUCUUCCUCCGUUGAGACUGACGGCAGGCCCUCAUCAAAAGAUUCUCUACGAAUGACACCCGGGACUCCUACCCUUACGAUACGUACAGAUCAAACUCCUUUGAAGCCACCAACACUACAUAAGAAGGUAUCUAGCGGAGAGCAAAGGUCUUCCAUCGUGGUCGAGACCCCAUUCUCCAAGCAAAGGCAGAACCCACCGACUCCUGGAGUCAUUUCGGAGACGACAGGCGAAUCUUUAUCUCGCAAAAGCUCGUUCAACCCCAGACGCCUCUUUGUAGCUCCAUUGCUCUUAAUCAGGAAAUUCAUUCCUAAUAGAGCGCAGAGGAAACAAAUUCAGAGUCCCCUGGAAUCGUCUUCUCCCAUCUCCAGACACGGUACUCGACUCGAAGACCACGCGACCACUCUGAGGAGGAAUUACAGUUCUGAUGCUCUGAGGCGGGUCAGCGCUAUCCUCCAUGAUCUAGUCAAGCAAAGCUCAAAGGUGAACCAGUCCGAAUCACAGGAGCCCAGCCCGCUUAUGAACCACUUUAGGAGCAGUGCUCUGUUAGACAAGUCAGCAACACAGAAAGCGCGAAGAAGUCCUCGGACGACCAAAGGGAUUGUUUCACAGUCCACAAUUUAUCAGCAGCAGCAGAGUGCUGAGAACUUGCCCGAUUUCGCAUCUUAUACCUCAAGUCAACUCAGUCUGCGAAUGGGUAAGCAGCCUAACAAUACCCCGGAGGAACGGGCGACAUACAAAGUCAAGAGAAGAUCAAGCGCCGAGACUGAAGAAUUUUUGAAGAUAGACAUCAGUGUGCGUGGCAGUACUAGCUACUUACCAAGCGAGGCGCGGCGGAUUCAUACACCGCCUCUCCCAGAAGAAGGCGCUGAUGGGAGAUGGAGAGGGUUUUUCUUCGACUACAAUGCACCUCAAUCUAGCCCAUGCCGUCCAGCGUCUAGACACAGUGCUAAUGGAAGCGAAAGCUCAGGGUCGAAUGGAGGUGAGGCUAUUGGCAGAACGUCGUCGCUUCCCAAGUGCCUGGGGAGAACCAAGAGCAACCGCGUCAAACGGGUUGUGAGCGGCGAUUGGUUCGAUGUGAAGCUUCAACAAGUUGAUGUGGGACAAGAUCCUUUGCGUAUCAUCGAGCCUAAAUGUGGCGAAAAGAGACUAAACUCUCCUGAUUUGUUCAAAACGUCUUUCCAAGGCCAGAGCGAAGAGCACUUUGACUUGACGAUACCGGAGCAUCUACCCAACAGCCCAUUGUGUCCAAGGCAUCCGAGAUACUGGCGAGUCGUGAAAGGCAAGGGUGGUCAGUUUCGUUGGUGUUAG
Molecule: messenger RNA, 1797 nt
Organism: Exophiala spinifera
Lineage: Eukaryota; Fungi; Ascomycota; Eurotiomycetes; Chaetothyriales; Herpotrichiellaceae
Exons: 1
Coding region: 1-1797 (598 amino acids)
Source: RefSeq, a predicted model, not a curated record